AUGGCUCGCGAAGGCACUCGAUCCCAGACGGGCAACUCGCGCCCCCGCAUUUUCCACACGGUUGAGACUGGGCCCACCAUCACUCGCAAGAGGCGCCUUAAUCCGCUGGCCCCCAAGCCUCAGACCAAGGGCGCUGCAAAGGCGACCAAGAAGAAGACUGUGGGUGGGACCGAGUCUACCGCCGACAAAGUCAAGGCCGCCCUCGGCGUUGGGACGAAGAGCGAAGGAAAGAAGCCCAAGGGAGUGACAAAGUCUAAGUCCGCCAGCACCGGCAAUGGCGGUGUCAAGAAGGCUGUCCAGAAGGUCAAGGCGUUGACACAGCGGCCUGCCGACGCUAAAGCGUAG
Molecule: messenger RNA, 345 nt
Organism: Parascedosporium putredinis
Lineage: Eukaryota; Fungi; Ascomycota; Sordariomycetes; Microascales; Microascaceae
Source: the annotation of a GenBank genome assembly